This is a messenger RNA of Cajanus cajan (pigeon pea), 1548 nucleotides long. Its product is annotated as DNA/RNA-binding protein Kin17, conserved region. Gene Ontology annotation, molecular function: double-stranded DNA binding. The record is from RefSeq and is a predicted model, not a curated record. Lineage: Eukaryota; Viridiplantae; Streptophyta; Magnoliopsida; Fabales; Fabaceae. Gene Ontology annotation, cellular component: nucleus. Gene Ontology annotation, biological process: DNA replication; DNA damage response.
CGGGCGUUCCCAACCCUCCUCCGAUUCCUUUUCUUCUCAUUUUCAUUUUCAUUCUCUAAACAUCUAAUCUUCUGUUAUACAGAGGCCUCCGUUCCGAUCAAAUACAUCACUGCUGCUCACGCCGCCACCGCCAGAUUCGUGAUGGGGAAAAAUGAGUUUCUCACACCUAAAGCAAUUGCCAAUAGAAUCAAAGCAAAAGGAUUGCAGAAGCUUCGGUGGUAUUGCCAGAUGUGCCAGAAGCAAUGCCGAGAUGAGAAUGGGUUUAAAUGUCAUUGCAUGAGUGAAAGCCACCAGCGUCAAAUGCAAAUUUUUGGCCAAAACCCACACCGAAUAGUUGAGGGCUAUUCUGAAGAGUUUGAGACAUCUUUUCUGGAGCACAUGAAGCGCAGCCACCGAUUCAGCCGUGUGGCAGCCACUGUAGUUUAUAACGAAUACAUAAAUGAUAGACACCAUGUUCAUAUGAACUCCACUCAGUGGGCUACGCUUACUGAGUUUGUUAAGUACUUGGGUCGAACCGGUAAAUGUAAGGUUGAGGAGACACCCAAGGGAUGGUUCAUUACAUACAUAGAUAGAGAUUCUGAAACCCUUUUCAAGGAGAGGAUGAAGAAUAAGAGAAUAAAGGCAGAUAUGGCGGAUGAAGAAAAGCAAGAGAAGGAGAUCAGGAAACAGAUUGAAAUGGCUGAGCAAAUGAUGCAGCUGCCUAAUCCUGAGAUUGAUCAGCCUUCACAAGUUGAGCCUCCAAGGGAACUAAUUAUGGAAGAUGGAAUUAAGAUAGGAUUUUCUCUUGGGUCAUCAUCAGCUAGACCAGUGGUCAAGGAAAAACGUGAGGCUUCAAGGGUGGUGUUUGAUGAGGUUGAUGAAGAGAAAUAUGAGGAAAGGAAUCGUGGAAACAAUUUGAAGAGGAAAGAAAGUGGCGGUGGAAAAUCAACUCUGGAUGAAAUGAUGAGGGAUGAAGAGAAGAAAAAGGAAAAAAUUAACCGGAAGGAUUAUUGGUUGCACGAGGGAAUUGUUGUUAAGGUUAUGAGCAAAGUUUUGGCAGAGAAGGGGUAUUACAAACAAAAGGGUGUUGUUCGGAAGGUGAUUGAUAAGUAUGUUGGGGAAAUAGAAAUGCUUGAAAGCAAGCAUGUGCUCAGAGUUGAUCAGGCUGAGCUUGAAACUGUGAUUCCCCAAGUUGGGGGUAGGGUUAAAAUAGUCAAUGGUGCAUAUCGAGGAUCAAUUGCUAAGCUGUUGGGGGUGGAUACAGAUAAGUUUUGUGCCAAGGUGCAGAUUGAGAAAGGUCCCUAUGAUGGUAGGGUACUUAAAGCCAUGGAAUAUGAGGACAUUUGUAAAGUGGCCUAGUGAAAUUGAUGGAAUCAUGGAAAUAAUAACUCUGGUUCUGUUUAGUUUCAUGACUUGGAGUGUUUGUUCGUAUGUAUCUUUCUCGUGUAUCAUCUCUGUUGGCACAAAUCGUAUUCAUUAUCUUGUAUUGGACAAAAUUCUUGAUAAUUUAGAAUUUUGACUAUAAUCAUUAAUCAGGGACAAAUCUAUAGAAUUUUUUUUUUAAUUUUA